AUGAGUUGCCAACCUUUUACUUCGGCUGAUACCUUUAUACCUCUGAAUUCUGAGUCUUCUGCAACUCUGCCUCUGAUAAUGCAUCACAGCGCUGCCGAGUGCCUACCAGUCUCCAACCAUGCCACCAACGUGAUGUCCACAGUCCCGUCUAUUUUGUCUUUGAUCCAAACUCCUAAAUGUUUGUGCACAUAUUUCUUGGUGACAACAUUGGGAAACACAGCAACAGGACUUCAUUAUUCUGUUCCUUCCUGUCAUUAUGGAAACCAGUCAUCGACCUAUGGAGUGAUGGCAGGGAGCUUAGCCCCUUGUCUUUAUAAGUUUCCCGACCACACCUUGAGUCAUGGCUUUCCUCCCAUGCACCAGCCUCUCCUGGCAGAGGACCUCACAGCCGCUGAUUUCAAGCAGGAGCUCAGGCGGAAAAGCAAGUUGGCUGAAGAGCCAAUAGACAUGGAUUCUCCGGAAAUCCGAGAACUUGAAAAGUUUGCCAAUGAAUUUAAAGUGAGAAGAAUUAAGCUAGGAUACACCCAAACAAAUGUUGGGGAAGCCCUGGCAGCUGUGCAUGGCUCUGAAUUCAGUCAAACAACUAUCUGCCGAUUUGAAAACCUGCAGCUCAGCUUCAAAAAUGCAUGCAAACUAAAAGCAAUAUUAUCCAAAUGGCUGGAGGAAGCCGAGCAAGUAGGAGCUUUAUACAAUGAGAAAGUGGGUGCAAAUGAAAGAAAAAGGAAACGGAGAACAACUAUCAGUAUUGCUGCUAAAGACUCUCUGGAGAGACAUUUUGGAGAACAGAAUAAACCUUCCUCUCAAGAGAUCUUGCGGAUGGCUGAAGAACUGAACCUGGAGAAAGAAGUAGUGAGGGUUUGGUUUUGCAACCGAAGGCAGAGAGAAAAACGGGUGAAAACAAGUCUGAAUCAGAGUUUAUUUACUAUUUCUAAGGAGCAUCUUGAAUGCAGAUAA
Molecule: messenger RNA, 954 nt
Organism: Lagenorhynchus albirostris (white-beaked dolphin)
Lineage: Eukaryota; Metazoa; Chordata; Mammalia; Artiodactyla; Delphinidae
Gene: POU1F1
Product: POU class 1 homeobox 1
Exons: 6
Coding region: 1-954 (317 amino acids)
Biological process (GO): regulation of transcription by RNA polymerase II
Molecular function (GO): RNA polymerase II cis-regulatory region sequence-specific DNA binding; DNA-binding transcription factor activity, RNA polymerase II-specific
Source: RefSeq, a predicted model, not a curated record